Messenger RNA from Mytilus trossulus (common blue mussel), 626 nucleotides. RefSeq lists its product as uncharacterized. The coding region runs from base 49 to 477 and encodes 142 amino acids. The record is from RefSeq and is a predicted model, not a curated record. Lineage: Eukaryota; Metazoa; Mollusca; Bivalvia; Mytilida; Mytilidae. The transcript has 2 exons.
UACAAUUGUCAAAUAGAACACUUUGAAAGAUAAAAAUGAUGAUUUAUUAUGUACAUGAAUAACUUUGUAGAUUCCAACAUGUUGGGUGUAAUCAUAAGCGUUGUAGCAAGUCAGAUCAUUGGAACCAUAUGGUACUCUUCAUACUUCCUUGGCAAACCAUGGAUGAACAACAACUAUCCUGGGAAGUCUUCAGAACAGAUUAGUAGAGAAGGCAACUUUCCUGUUGCAAUUGGUGUCACUAUUGUUGGACAGGCUUGUCUUGCUUUGGUUCUUUAUUACAUACUACUGUCUUAUCUUGGCAUAUCUGGUGUAGAAGGUGCCAUCAGAGUCGGUGUUGGACUGGGAGUUCUGGUAACCAUUAGUGACAUCCCUCACUGUUUGUUUUCCUGUAGAUCAGUAAUUGUUUUCAUCAUCGACCAUUUGUACGACACUGCUGUAUUUGUUGCAAUGUGUACCUCCAUCGUACAUUUUGGAUGAACAUUUGAUCAGGAUUUGUUGAAACUUGUUGUAUGUUUAUGCUAAAUGCAUGCUUAUUAUAGUCAUAGUUUUAUAACUUAUUGAUAAUAUUAAUUAUGGUAAGUAUCCAUAUUCAUAGUGCCAUAUCUAUUGGGUAGAAAUUCAGAUGU